AUGACUAUUUCUGAGACGGAGAGGCAUCGGUCAAAUGCCUCCGGCAAUCCCCAACCAUCCGUGUUCUUGAAGGAAGGCUCCCAAACGCUCAUGUUUCCCAACAAUACGUACGACAAUAUGCAGGUCUCGGUACAGGGAACGCUACAGAUUCGCGGCGUACAAAAGGAUGACGAUGGCUACUACAUCUGUUCGGCACUGAGUGUCGCCGGUUCCACUACCAGUAGAGCUUACUUACAGGUACUGACUCGCUCGGACAGCAAUCUACCCCCGAUACUGCAGAUCGUACCGACUAAUCAAACACUGCCCCGCGGCACUGUGGCCACUCCUGCCAUGCCGUGCCAUGUCGGUAAUCCGACGCCCAUGAUACGCUGGAUGAAAAAUGCGACCGAUAUCAACCUUUCCGGCGGUAACGGGCGCUUCUCAAUCAUCCAGGGUGGCACGCUAAGAAACUGGAUGGGGAUACCGAAUGCCAAGCAAUCUCUUGAGGGAGACCCACAGCACGAAAAGAAAGACGUGAGCUGUGAGUACUUCGUCAAAAGAAACCCUUGCUUUUACCGUUCCUUCGAUCGAUUGGUCGAAGAAGCGGUGUAG
Messenger RNA from Anopheles maculipalpis, 591 nucleotides. RefSeq names its product roundabout homolog 3-like. Gene Ontology annotation, cellular component: axon; plasma membrane. The coding region runs from base 1 to 591 and encodes 196 amino acids. The transcript has 2 exons. NCBI's taxonomy places the organism in Eukaryota, Metazoa, Arthropoda, Insecta, Diptera, Culicidae. The record is from RefSeq and is a predicted model, not a curated record. Gene Ontology annotation, molecular function: cell-cell adhesion mediator activity. Gene Ontology annotation, biological process: dendrite self-avoidance; homophilic cell-cell adhesion; axon guidance.